GAAAUGAAUUGCUAGGAAAAGAGAAGACUGUAGAAAUCUAUUACAUUUUACAGGGACAACAGAAAUAUUUUCGUCGAAGCUAGAGAACAUUCCUUUUUUUGUUUAGGUACUUCACCAUCUUGAAGCUUGCUAUCCACCAGUGUGAUAUAUAUUCCUGAGGUGGAACUGAACACACUGACUUCAAAAUGUCCUUCUCUGGUGGACGGCCACCGUUUGGUGCGCCAGGAACAUACCCACCAGGCAUGCGGCCACAGUAUUCGCAAUUUGGAUCAAUGUCACAAGUGAGGCAAAACGUUAGAAUGUCUGGACUAUUACCAACACCACCAGGGACAGCUGUAUCUGCCAACAACCAGUCUUCAAACAGAUCUUCAUCAGUUGUCAAACCUUUUGUUCCUCCUAAGGAAGAAAAGACUGAAGAUUCAAAUAAACCCAAGACAACUGUCUUUGUGGGGAAUAUUUCUGACCGUGCACCAGAUACACUUAUUAGAGGCUUACUUGGUAGAUGUGGUGCGGUUUUGAGCUGGAAGAGAGUACAAGGAGCAUCAGGAAAACUACAAGCCUUUGGUUUCUGUGAGUAUGGAGACCCAGAUGCAAGUCUUAGAGCUAUCCGUCUACUUCAUGAACUAGAAAUAGGAGAUAAAAAACUUUUGGUUAAAGUUGAUGGCAAAACAAGAACACUUCUUGAUGAAUAUUUACAGAAGAGGGAUGGAGAUCAGGCAUCUGAGCUAGAUGAGUCUACAAUGAGGGAAGAUGCUGAAGUCAGGACUUACAUGCGUAGACUUAUCCAUGAUUACUCUUCACAGCUACAGAGAGCACCAGGCGCACCAGAAGAAAAGCCCUUCCAUGGUGUCCAGAAGCAGAAGCAGACGCAAAAAGAUGAGAAGCAAAAAGCUAAGGAUAAGCUUGAUGACAUGAAUUUAGAGGAAGAGAAGAAAGAUCUCAUAAACCGUGAGAUUGAUCGUUUCAGACAAUCAUAUAAGGAUCAGAGGGAAGCACUAGAACAGAAGGAGACUCCAGAGGAGAAGGAGAAGAGCCGGAGGGAGCGAGAGAAGGAACGAGAGAGGGAUCGGCAGAGGAGAGAACAGAUCAAGGAACGUGAGAGGAGAGACAGGGACAGAGAACGAGACAGACACAGAGAGAGUGAGCGGGAAAGGAUCAGAGAAGAACGAGAACGGGAUGAAAGAGACAGGUAUGAACGCGACAGAAGCAGAGACUACGAUCGAGACUAUGACCGCGAGCGAGGGAGAGAUCGCGAUCGGGAUCGUGAUCGUGACAGAGAUGGAGAUCGAGAUCGUCUUGAAGAAGAAGAAGAUUAUGAGAAGAGGAAACUUGAACGUAAACUCAGAGAAAAAGAGGAAGCAUAUCAAGAGCGUCUCAGGAAUUGGGAAACGAGAGAACGUAAGAAACAGAGAGAGCAUGAGAAGAUGAUUGAAAAAGAAGAAUCUGAACGGACUGAGAUGGAUAAAGAAGGUAAACGUCUCAAAGAAUUCCUUGAAGACUAUGAAGAUGAGAGAGAUGACCCCAAAUAUUACAAGGGUAGUGCCCUAGAGAGACGGCGGAAAGAACGUGAAAAGGAAGAAGACAGCGACAAUCGGGAUAGGAGAAGGGAACGAGAGGAAAUUGAAGAUAUCAAACGAAGACUGAUGGAAGAAGGAGGGGAAGAUCUAGAUGCUGAAAUAGAAAAGUUGGAAAUGGAGCGAGAGAAACACAAGCAACCACAGCUUGACAAACUUUUAACACCGAGGGCGCUACAGAUCAAACAGGAGCAACCACCCACCUUGAAAUCAACAUUUGAACCAGCUGAUGCACCCAUGCCACCAGAGAACAAUCAGGGACCUCGUACUCCAGCUAGUAGCAGUGAUGAUGAUGAUGGUGGAGGAGGCUUUGAAGCCAUCCCUGAUCAUUCCAGCCAAUCAUCAGAAGAUGAUUCAGCAGCUGCUAAAGCUCAGCAGUUAGGAUUUGGACGAAUUAAACUAGUUGAAGCCAUGUCUUCAGACGAGGAAUUUCCGCAACAUAGACUAGAUAGAGAUAACCAAUCAAUGGAGUACAACACUGGUGUCCAAGACUCCCCUCAAGCCAACUCCAAUACAGAGGGUCACCAGAGGCCUUUGGUUACCGCGCAGGUUGGCAGCAAGCGCAAGAAGUUAACAGUAGGAGAUGUAUUCAAUCAGGAGGAAACGGCGGAUGCUGCAGGGAAGAAGAAACGCAAACUGGUCCCUAUUGAGUACUCAGAGGAAGAGAUGAUGGCUGUGGGACAGUCACAAAAGAUAGCUAAUGCAGCAGAAGAGAAGCGAAAGACCAUCAAGAACCUUAUCGAGAAGAUUCCUACAGCCAAAGAAGAACUCUUUGCGUACAAGGUGGACUGGGCAAUAGUAGAUGAGUCUUUGAUGGAUCGUCGUAUCAAACCUUGGAUCAAUAAGAAGAUUGUUGAAUACAUCGGUGAGGAGGAGCCUACUCUGACAGAGUUCAUCUGUUCUAAGCUACUAUUACACAGCAAUGCAGAGAGCAUUCUCAAUGACAUUACCAUGGUGUUGGAUGAAGAAGCAGAAGUCUUUGUGGUCAAGAUGUGGAGAUUGCUUAUAUAUGAGGUAGAGGCCAAGAAACAUGGACUUGUCAAAUGAUAUUCCGUAUUACAUCUGAAAUGUAGUGGACUUUAUACAUCAAAAUCAAUUGCCAAUGGAAUCUCAGAAACACUUAUAUCUCAUAUUGUUGAUUUUUUUUCUUCUCAUUUCUGUUUUUGUUGGAAGUGGACUAAUUCCUUUUUGUUAAAUUCAAGAAUGUCUUUGAGUUUCCAUGGAAAGGAAUUAUAAUUGGAUGACACCAGACUCUACGAAAAGCCAUGAAUAGCCCUGUAACACGCCUGCAUAUGUAGACUUAGCUAACUACCGUAUACUAUAUGAUCAAAUCAGUCGCAGACAUUCCUUAGAAUGAUACUGGAAACAAGGAAUGGUGAGAUGAUGACUCUGCAAUGUGAGGCAAGGAUAUGAUAUACAAAUCAAUUACAUAACAUCUAUUGGUUAUAAAAGUUAAUUCAUCAUGAAGUGGAAUGCGAGAGUCUUCAGCAGAGAGCAUACUUUUAAGAAGAGAUAUCAUGAAUCUCAUAUUUUGUCAUUGCACAAUCAUAGUAGGAAGUCACUAGGAAUCAGCUCAUAUAUGCCUUUAUUAAUGCCACAGUCAUAACAGUGAAACAGACUCAGAUUGACAAAAGCCAUUAUAUCAUACCCAGUGACUUACCAUUACUCAGUAUGAAGUUCGUUUCAUUGGUAUAACUGUAGCAUUACUUGGCAUUCAUCACAGGUCAAUACUGGAAUUUUGUAUUCAAUAUUUUCAGAUCAAAUUGUUUUCUUUUUUUACUUUUUUUUUUCUUCUGGCAGACAGCAGAAGACUGUUAUACCUUGCACUAUUGGGUAGGCUUUGUCUUCAUAUAACUACCGUUUAUCACAUUUAUUCUUUAUAGGUAUCUUAUAUGACAGGAACCAUCUACUGAUUAGGGUAUUGUGUGAAGUUGAAUUGAAUAAAUCUCUGUCAAAUGUAGUGAUUUAUACAAUUUUUUCCAUACAGCAGUCUUCAUGAAUGUUUUUCAAAAUAUUUAUAUGGACGAGUUAUGUACAUUCUAACUAUUGGAAGGAAACCAUUUCCCAUGUAAUGUUGUGAAUGUAUGAAUGAAAUCAUUUGAUAAAGCUGCAUCAUCAACCUGAUCUUAUUACCAUUUUUGGGCAGUUGCAGAAAUAGUCGCAAUCAAAUGCAACCACUCAGAAGUGCUCAUUGGGGACAUGCGUUUGAUGUUUGAAUUGUGUUCAGUUUUUAUUCUUCUAUGGGCCCAAUAUCACUUUGCAAAUCUGACCUCUCCAGUAUUCCAUGUAUCACUGAAUACUUGUAGGUGGACAUUUUGUAUUCCAUUAAUAUUCUUAAUGACGUGAUUCUUUGAAAUAUUUCAUUUAUAUUGUUUUCUUUCGUACUCACUGUAAAGUCUGGAAGGUUUGUCCAUUACUUGACUUGCAUUGUUUUUUUAUAGUUGUAUUCAUCUUGGGAGCGUUUCAUGAAAGGACUUGUCAGAUGUUUUCUCCGACAAGUCCUGUUUUAUGAUUUAUCUGACAGUUCACAUAAUAACAGUGCUUCGCAGUCAAUCAAAAACAAUGAAAGUUGCCAGAUCUGACUUGUAAGAUAACAAAUAUUGAUGGAACGUUCCCAAUGUUGAUAAAAUGCUCCCUAUUUUAAGUAAUAUAUAUACCACUGAGAUAAUUCAAGAACUUGUCAAUCAAUGCUUGAAUGUGUAGGAUUUGCUAGUCAUCAAUCCGCAAGCAAAGGGAACAUGCUCUUUCAAAAUCAUCCAAUUUUCAAAAAAAAAUCAAAGAUGUGCUUACUAUUGUUUUAUUUACAAUGAAUCUAAUUCUAACCUACAUGCACAUUUAACUUUUCCAUGAAUAUGUCUUGUGAUGUCUUUAAAAAUAUUUAUACUCCACCUCUAUUUGAGCCAUUUUUAGAAAGGGAAAUAUUGAGGUAUCUUACACAUAAACAGCUUUCUUUAUCCACUAACGUUCUGUCAGAAAAUUAGUUCAUAUUCUAUAUCUACCUUGAUGCAAAUAAGAUGACAAGAUAAAACCAGGAUAUAAUGUUGGUGAACAGUUUGGUAAUGGAGCAGUACUGGCUCUAGAGAAUUUCCUUGUUUGAGGUGGCAGGUAUGUCUUCCAUAUCGCUGUAGGUGUGGCAAGAGCUGUAGUACUUGCUGUAUAAUUAUGAACCAAACACGUAAUGCAGCUGUUCAUAGAGGUAUGCAUUCUAUAAAAACCAUAAAUUCCACUUGUGUUUUGUUAUUGUGAUAAAAAAGGGCAGCAUUACAGAAAUACUUCAUGAAUUUUGAUCCAUAGUAAUAAUCUUUUUGAGUACUGACUUAUCUGGUGGAGUAUGAUACUACAACAAGACCUUGGAUUAAUGUUAUCUGUAUGAUUUCUUUUAAACUAGCAGUUGUUAUAAGCUACUGAAAUCCUUGCCUUUCAUUGGCUGAGAGCAGACUUGUUGAUUAAAAUCACAGACAAUACACUCCAUGGGAUGGGGUCCUCUAUCUGGUGUCUUCUAAAAUAUGUAUAUUUUGUUCACUUAACGUGUGUACCAAUCAACAACAAGGUGUAAAAGAUGGUACAUGAUGUUCAUCUCAUCAUACGUGUAAAGCAUCCUGUAUUAUAGUCAAUUCAGUUUCUUUUGAUAAUCAAUAAAGUAUUGAAUGCUUUGACAU
Messenger RNA from Lytechinus variegatus (green sea urchin), 5233 nucleotides. RefSeq names its product RNA-binding protein 25-like (gene rbm25). The coding region runs from base 186 to 2621 and encodes 811 amino acids. The record is from RefSeq and is a predicted model, not a curated record. Gene Ontology annotation, biological process: mRNA processing; regulation of alternative mRNA splicing, via spliceosome. Lineage: Eukaryota; Metazoa; Echinodermata; Echinoidea; Temnopleuroida; Toxopneustidae. The transcript is spliced from 20 exons. Gene Ontology annotation, cellular component: spliceosomal complex. Gene Ontology annotation, molecular function: mRNA binding.